This is a messenger RNA of Recurvomyces mirabilis, 570 nucleotides long. RefSeq lists its product as uncharacterized. Gene Ontology annotation, molecular function: S-adenosylmethionine-dependent methyltransferase activity. NCBI's taxonomy places the organism in Eukaryota, Fungi, Ascomycota, Dothideomycetes, Mycosphaerellales, Teratosphaeriaceae. The record is from RefSeq and is a predicted model, not a curated record. Bases 1 to 570 code for a protein of 189 amino acids. The transcript is spliced from 2 exons.
AUGCCGCUCCUUCAAAACUCCGCCACAGGCAUAUGCCUGGACAUUGGACCUGGAACAGGCCAAUGGGUCUACCUGUUCGCCCGAGCCAGUAAUCCCAGCAUUACGAAAAUCUACGGAGUCGAGCCGAACAAGGCUUUCCAUGCCGAGCUGCGACGUAAUGCUGUCGAAGCCGGCCUGGGCGACAAAUACGAGAUCAUUGGAUGCGGAGCUGAGGAGUUGGCCACGAAAGGCGGGCUAGAACCGGGAAGCGUCGACACGGUCAUUACGGUGCAGUGUCUUUGCUCCAUUCCCACCCCUCAGAAGAUCAUCAAGGAGUUGUAUCCGCUGCUGAAGCCGGGUGGGAAGUGGCUUGUAUUCGAACACGUGAGGACGAAGUAUCAGAAUGACUUCGUGGGAGUCCUCAACAACAUAUGGCCGCACUUCCUGAACGGCUGUGACAUCACACGCCCGACAGACGAAUGGCUUCUGCAAGCCGGAAAAUGGGACGAUGUGCAGCUAGGUCCUACAGCAGGCGAAGGGAAAUACGACACUAUACCGCAUGUUUCUGGCACUUUGACAAAGGCGAAGUAG